Molecule: messenger RNA, 330 nt
Organism: Penicillium vulpinum
Lineage: Eukaryota; Fungi; Ascomycota; Eurotiomycetes; Eurotiales; Aspergillaceae
Product: thiamine-binding protein
Exons: 4
Coding region: 1-330 (109 amino acids)
Cellular component (GO): cytosol
Source: RefSeq, a predicted model, not a curated record
AUGGCUUCCAUCCAAACUCCCGCCCACUGCGUCGCUGAUUUCUGUCUGGUCCCUGUCGGCACCUCUUCACCUUCAGUCUCAGACCAAGUCGCUGAUGUCCAGCGGCUGAUUGAAACAUGCGGUUUGAAGUAUGUCAUGCAUUCCGCAGGCACAACUCUCGAAGGAUCUUGGGACCGAGUUCAUCAGGUCAUCGGACAGGCGCAUACGAUUCUUCAUCAAAAGGGAAUUGUUCGCAUUCAUACUGACAUUCGUGUUGGGUCGAGAACCGAUAAGGUGCAGUCAUUUGAGGAUAAGGUAAACAAGGUGAACCAGAUCUUGGGAAAAGAUUAG